Messenger RNA from Physcomitrium patens, 1829 nucleotides. NCBI's taxonomy places the organism in Eukaryota, Viridiplantae, Streptophyta, Bryopsida, Funariales, Funariaceae. The record is from RefSeq and is a predicted model, not a curated record.
AUGGAUCUCACUCCGCAAAACUUAUCCACCGUAGAACUGAAAUUCGCCCGUGAACGUUGCAGGAGCUCAGGCUGUGAACGUCGUGUCCGUCUCCAGCCAGGUAAGCUGAGCUUCGCCAGCUGCCUCGGAGGGUUGAGGUUGAAUGUGGCCCACUCCGCUGCCAGUGUGAGGUCGUCUCCCGCUCGGUCCACUGUGGUGGUGCGUGCCGAGGACAGCGUGGUCGACGAAGUGGAGAAUGCCGCCGGCGCGGCGUACAACAAGGCCAAGCAGACCGCGGGAGCUGUGAAGGACAAGGUGCAGGACGCCGCGGGCGCCGCGAAGGGGAAGCUCGAGGACGCCGGAAACUUCUUGUCGGGCAAGGCCGACGAAGCACAGGACGCAGCCAAGGACGUGGGUCGCGAUGGCCUGAACGAGGCCGAGAAGCUGGGUGACAAGGCCACCGACAAGGGCCGGGAAAUCGAGGGCAGCGUCAAGAGCGCCACCAGGGACGCCCGUGGCGAGGCUGAGAAUGUGGGCGACAAGGCGCGGAACGCCGUGCAGGACGCCGCCGACUCCCUGAAGAAGAACGCCGACAAGGCGACGAGCUCUGCGCAGGACGCAGGAAAGAGCGCGGAGCGCAAGGCUGAGGACGUGGGCGACUCUGCCCGCGACACCGCGCACGACCUGAAGAGGGAUGCUCAGAAGGGAGCUGACCGCAUUCAGAACUAGACGGAGGACCAGCUGCAGCGACAUGUAGAAGUAGACGUUUGUGAAUCAAUGUGUGGAGCAUCCCAGAGUGUGUGGAUAAUGAUGUAACGAGGAUUUAGGAGUGUAGUGCAGCGUCGCGAUGAGGUGUAAAUCAUUUACAAUAUUGAAAGAUUUGCAAUGCAAUUCGUUUGGGGAAACAUGUGUGAAGAUGGCUCGUUGUUUCUGUCGAUGUCUAGGUCCGAAGUGCUGGCUGCUGUGGGGGCCGGCGAGUCUGCGAUGGCGAUGUGAAUGCGGAGAACUGGAAACGGGCAUUGGGUUGGUUAGAGGGAGGGUGCUCGGGGUUUGUGCCGUGGCCGACAAGCUGCAAGUGUUGUGAUUGGGUCAGAAGAUGGCAAUAACCAACGAUGUGUAGUCGGCAAUUCCACAUUGGAAGCGAUCUCUAUCACGUCGCGCAAGUGGGUUUCAUCACGUCGACAUCGGAAACAGGGACUGAAUGUGGCAAUGACGAGCUACAUUUGUUCGACGUGCACCUGGGAAGAAUUGGAGUUGUAGUAGAUGUUGGAGGAAAGUGCCCCACGAGUGCUCGUCAUGUCUUGCUUGCAGCUGGGAGUUCGUUCGCGAAUUUGGUUCCAGAAGAAAGAAGCGCUGACUCAUAAUGGACAUACCCUCAGAGUUUUCUCGCAUAUGGAUGUGGAGGUUGUUGUAUGCUGCGAUACUUUCAGCUGAAUGGUCUUCGAAAUCGGUAUAGGGUGCUGGGUGAUGACUUAGUUUCGAUGUCAUGUUUCGGUGCAAGGUUAGGGGAAUGUGCUGGCAAGCAGCGUGUAGAGUGAGGUGGAUUUUGGAGGUGGGACCAGUGGUUGGCGUUUCUGCACCGGUGACCAUUCAUUUCGUCACGGGACACGGCUAGGAACAGUGUCCCGAAUCACGGCACACAACCUCAUUUGGAAAUCGUGACGGUUGGAACUGCGAUGCAAACAUUAUGGAUCAACUUGUUUGGGACCGAUUCGUUUCAAGUGUAGAUUUUUUUGGUUUACAACUUUCGGUUGUACUUACCUUCAGAUUCUUCCUUCAGUCCACGAUGAGUAUUUUAGAUUUGUAAUUUGGUACUUCUGAUAAUAAAUCACCAUCUCUCUUCUUGAAAA